AUGGCAGCAUUUCAAUCACAGGCAGCUGGUGACGUUAUCAAUAAUGGUAUACAGAAGGAAAUUACAGAUGCGAUUCUUCAGGUCAGGUUAGAACAAAAAGAAGAUGAGAAAGAGAGUUCUGGUCGUGGUAAGGUUCAAAGCCCGAUUCGCAAAAAGGAGCGACCACAGAGACGGAGUUUUGCUAGAAGACUACCUGAUAGGUAUGAUCUUGUUUAUUAUUGUUUGAUUUUUAGGUGUUUUGUGGACACAUCUAGCUAGUUUUUAGCACUUUUUGAUGUUUUACGUCUGAUAUAUUCCUAGUUUAUGUUUUUUGGUGUACAUAUGCCUAAAAUAACAUGUUUUAAAUGUAAAAUUUCUUAAAGCCACUUUUUCUAGAUGGGAAGCAUACAAUCCUUGUGGAAAACCAAUAGCUGAUACCCGUUUGAUUGCUUUCAAAACUCCGUUAAGGUCGGAUUUCUUCAAAGAAACCGAGUUGGAGCCGUUUGGAAUCGACGAACUGGUCGAAGCGAUGGAAAAGCAGAACGCCAAGCUGGGCCUUGUGAUUGAUCUGACUGCCACUACAAAGUACUAUGAUCCAGUUGAGUUGGAGCAGUAUAAUAUCAAGUACAAGAAGAUCAUGUGUCCGGGAAGAGAUUUUGGAGGACUGAGAGACUUGGGAGACACCUUUAUGGAUACUAUCAAGGAUUACUUUGCUGAGAACAUAGAAAAUGGUAAGGUUUGUGGGGGUUUUGGUAGAGGAUUUGAUGUAGUAUCUGAUCUUAGUUUGAGAUUUUAAAUAGAAUUGUUUUUGGGGAGAUAUAAUUGUUUUUGUUGCAGAUACGUUGAUUGGCAUACAUUGUACACACGGCUUGAACAGAACGGGUUAUUUGGUAUGUCGCUACAUGCACGAAUGUCUUGGAUGGCCUGUGGAUGAAUCAAUAGAGAGUAAGGAUGUAUUUUGGUAUUUUUAAGCUUUUUUGAAGGUAUAGGUUUGUUAGCAAUCAAAGAUUUUUUUGUUUUCCUCAAAAAAAUUAGAAUUUUCAUAUUUUUUUAUAAAAUAGACGUUUUUCAUCUGAAGAUAAACUGAUAUAACUAUUUUUGGUAGUAAAAUACGAACUUUUAUAUUUAUAACGUCAAAACUUUUGAAACACUUAACAUAAUCUCAUUUCAGCCUUCAACCAAGCCCGUGGUCACGAAAUAGAACGCCAAGAAUACGUCCGUGCUCUUCAGUUCGAAUGCGAGUUUCACGAAGGUUCAUAUCGUUGUUAA
Messenger RNA from Bursaphelenchus okinawaensis, 1248 nucleotides. Lineage: Eukaryota; Metazoa; Nematoda; Chromadorea; Rhabditida; Aphelenchoididae. The record is from the annotation of a GenBank genome assembly.